Messenger RNA from Malania oleifera, 910 nucleotides. RefSeq names its product cytochrome b5-like. Gene Ontology annotation, cellular component: membrane; intracellular membrane-bounded organelle. The transcript is spliced from 4 exons. NCBI's taxonomy places the organism in Eukaryota, Viridiplantae, Streptophyta, Magnoliopsida, Santalales, Ximeniaceae. The record is from RefSeq and is a predicted model, not a curated record. The coding region runs from base 215 to 622 and encodes 135 amino acids. Gene Ontology annotation, molecular function: heme binding.
GCAUAUAUAUACAUUAUACAUAUAUAUAAUGCAGAAAAAAAUUAUAAAAGAAGUAUGCAUGGGUUUGGACUUUAAACUUUACCAAGGACAGUUAGCUGAGCAAAAUAAGAGCGGCAGAAAGCACCCUGCGCUCGCCAUCAUUUUCCCUCUCGCUUGUUGGCAUUUCGUUUCUGGGGUCCAUUCCGGGUGAAGCACACCAUCAAAGCUGCGGAAAAUGGCUUCAAACCCGAAGGUCUUUGCGUUUGAUGAAGUGGAAAAGCACGAUGACAGGAAGGAUUGCUGGGUUAUAAUCCAUGGAAAGGUCUACGAUGUAUCCCCCUUCAUGAAUGAUCAUCCUGGAGGUGAUGAAGUGCUGCUAACAGCCACCGGAAAGGAUGCAACAGAUGACUUUGAACAAGUUGGGCACAGCAAUUCUGCUAGAGAGUUGAUGGAGAAGUAUUGCAUUGGCAACAUUGAUAGCUCCACAAAUCUAGUGAGACGCAAGUACAGGCCACCUCCGCGAAUAACUGAUGGACGAGCCCGGAGAAUACAGGGAGUUGUGAUUUUGAUACUGAAAUUUCUGUUACCCCUUUUGAUGUUGGGAUUGGCAUUUGGUUUGCCACUCUUCGGCAAGAAGGAUUAGCUCCCAUCCAUUUGUCCAUGGAGUUUCUGCAGUGAUCCAAGUGAGCCCUCUACUGCAACUAAACUGGGUCAACGCAUGGUCACUGCCAAGCGGGUGAGGAGAGAAUUUCGGUAGUAUUAGUAUCUUGCAAUAAUAAUUCCUGUUGUGCUGUUUAUGAACAUCAAUCUCAACUUUGCUAGCAUGCCCUGGUUUCAUACCUAAACAAGUGAGCGCAUAUUGUACUCAUGGGAUGUGUGUUCAAUGUUUCUUAAUUUAUUUUUUAUAAUUAAAUAAAAUUUAUAUUUUAUA